Messenger RNA from Microtus oregoni (creeping vole), 1947 nucleotides. RefSeq names its product butyrophilin subfamily 3 member A1-like. Gene Ontology annotation, biological process: T cell receptor signaling pathway; regulation of cytokine production. Gene Ontology annotation, molecular function: signaling receptor binding. Gene Ontology annotation, cellular component: external side of plasma membrane. NCBI's taxonomy places the organism in Eukaryota, Metazoa, Chordata, Mammalia, Rodentia, Cricetidae. The record is from RefSeq and is a predicted model, not a curated record.
CUCCGGGAGGAAGAUCUGGGGUCUGCUAAGUCCUCUAGGAUCUUGAACCAUCCCCCAUGCAGCCAAGUCCUUUCAAAGCUGCGAGCAAAGAGAAGCAGGUGUCCAAGCUCAGUGUGGAACCUGCCUUCUGCUGCAGCCAAGGGUCUUGGUCUCCCCACCUGUGUCUCCCUGGCUCCGAGGACAUGGACAAGUGCUGCAAGCAUGCUCUGCUCCGCUGUGUGACCUGCCUGUUUGUCCUUGCACAGCUGCUUACCCGGGCGUCCACAGAGCAGUUCCGGGUGUUGGGUCCCUCAGACACCAUCGUGGCUGCUCCAGGAGGGGAAGCCAUACUUCCCUGCUCCCUGUCUCCAGCCAUGAGUGUGGAGAAGAUGGAGCUCAGGUGGUUCCGCUCCAAAUUCUCAGAAGCAGUGUUUGUCUAUCGGGACCAACAAGAGCAGAAGCAAGAGCAGAUGGCUGAGUAUUCAGGACGCACCUCGCUGGUGAAGGACCAGUUCCACCAAGGCAAGGCUGCUGUGCGAAUCGGAAAUGUCCAGGUCUCAGACAGAGGGAUGUAUGUCUGCUUCUUCAGACAGGGUCUCUUCUAUGAAGAGGCCAUCUUGGAGCUGAAGGUGGCAGGGAUGGGCUCUGUCCCUGAAGUGCACAUCAAAGGUACAGAAGAUGGUGGUGUGUGUGUGGUGUGCAGUGCUUCAGGGUGGUACCCAAAGCCCCAGGUGCAGUGGAGAGACUCCAGUGGGGAGAAUCUCCCAGCAUCCUCUGAGACCCACACUGAAGAUGCUGCAGGUCUGUUCAGCAUGGAGAGCACAUUGGUGGUGAGAGACAGGUCCUUGUGGAGUGUGACCUGCUCCACCUUCAAUCCCAUCCUGGGUCAGGAGAAGGCCAUAGCCAUGUUCAUCCCAGAGCCCUUCUUCCCUCAGGCUUCUCCCUGGAUGCCAGCUUUUGCCGUGAGCAUGACCGUGAUGGGACUUCUAGUCCUAGGAUCUUGCUGUUUUCUCAUAUGGGAGCAGCAUGCAAUGCUGCAGGCGCAUCAGGUACUGGAGAAUCUGCGGCGCGAGCAGGAGAAGUGUCAGAAGACAACGGAGCAUGCGCUGCAGACAACAUGCAUACUCCAGGAGGAGCUGGAUCGGAGGAAGGCAGCUUAUAUGGCUGCCUGGAGGAAGGCCCAGCUGUAUGCAGAUUGGCACAGGGAGCACUUCCAGUCCUGGUAUGUCAUUCUGGAUCCAGACACUGCCCACCCCAUCCUCGCCAUCUCUCAGGACAGGAGGCAUGUGACCCGGAAGGAUACCACUCUGUGCCUGGAUGACCUCUUCUGUGUGUUAGGCAUGGAAGGCAUCUCCUCCGGAAGACGCUACUGGGAGGUGGAGAUAAGGAAUGGAGACAGCAGCAAGUGGACUCUGGGGGUCUGCAGGGAAGAUGUGGAGAGAAAAGGCUUUUAUUCAGAGUGUCCCCAAAAGGGGUUUUGGACUGUGGGGCGGUCUAGCAGUGGAUACUGGGCCUAUAUUGACAGUGGGAGGGCCUCAUUAUCCUUUAGGCAUGCUCCCCAGCAUGUGGGGGUAUUUGUGGACUACAGCGAAGGCGACAUUUCCUUCUAUAACAUGAGUGAGAUGUCCCACAUUUUCUCCUUCCGUGAAGCUUCCUUCGCUGGGACUCUUUUCCCAUACUUCAGGCUCAAGUCCGGAGAUGUUUCAAUGAUUCUUAGCUCCUUGGAGCAUGACUCUGAGGGGGGGAGGGGAGGAGAAGGGAAGAAGGAGGAAGGGGAGGAAGGGGAGGAGGGGGAAGAGGAAGAAGAGGGAGAAGAAAGGGAAGAGGUUAUUUUUGCCUUUUUUGAAGGAGUCUGGGAAUCCUCCAGGGGAGGGGCUCACCCCAGGCUCUGGAGUUGUUGACUCUCCCCCAGGGGAGGAAUCCCCAUUCCUCCCUCAUCCUGGUGACACUUUGCUCCCAUAGUGCAGU